AUGCGGGAGCAAAUUUUUCAUACUUGUCAAAUUGAGCAAAUGCUACUCAAAAGCUACUCAAAGGAAAUCGAAGAGUCUGAUUGCAUGUAGAAUUUAGAAUUAGAGAAUAACAAAUUACAACAAUUAUCGAUAGAAAAAAAAUAUAUAUACACUAAAUAUCAAAAGAUAUAUUAUAUAUAUUAUAUAUUAUAUUAUAAUAACGUAUGUUAUUACGUAAAAACAUAUAUUUAUAAAUAUAUUUCUCCUUCGAUUAUUAUAUCAUAUAAUAAUACAUAGUACACUAAAAUAAUUUAUAAUAAUGUAUAUUACAUGUAAGUAUUUAAAUAAAUAUAUUAUAAUAAUCUAUGUAAUAAAAAUGUAUAAUAAUUACAAAAAUAAUAGAAUAUGUCAAGAAACAUAGAAGGAAAUAUACAGUGAAGGAAAGAUCUAGUAUAAAAAUUUUGGAAUCACAAAAAAGAUAUAACGAUAUUUAUAAAUAUACAAAUCUCCUCUUCGAUUAUUACGUAUCAGAAUAAUUUUAAAAAAUUUUCCUGGAACAUAGAGAAACAAAAUUGACACAAUUCUAGACUGUUAAUAAAUUAUGUAGCAGAAUAGCUUCAAAAUCAGAAACGUUCAAUGAAAGUAGUAAAAAUUUGCUUUCGUGUAACAUCUCGAAGCGACAGAAGGAUACUCUGACAAAAAAAAAAAGUUCGCUGCCAGCUGUAAAUCCAAUUAUGCAAAUUAUCGACUAAAAGAUAAUUAUUAAUAAACGCUAUUUAUCAUUAAUAAACUAACUAUCAUUAUCAAUAAACUAAAAGAUAAUUAUUAAUAAACGCUAUUAUUAAUAAAAGACAAUUAUUAAUUACUUGUUUACCAGCUUCUUACUUACACGUGUGUGGAUCCAGAAACCCGAAUCUCGACAAAUGCAUCUUGAACAGUCUAAAUUCUAUGAAUGAGAAGUUACUCCACGGAAUUCCGGAAAUGGAUAUCUUAUCGAUUGAACCAUUGAAAAUUGGAGAUCUCGUGCUUACCGACUUGCCGAAUUUCAAGGCGGUGGGAUCGGACGUAAAGUUGAAAGGGAUAAGCACUUAUCACGCACAUUAUUUUCACAUAGAUCUCGAGAAGAAAAUUAUAAACAUAAAUAUGACAACAAAUGAACUUUCGACAAAUUCUCUUUUCAAUAUCACUACUCGGAUCUUGGUCCCGAUAGAGGCAAUGGGGAACCUUUCACUCAUUACAAAAAACCCGACCGCUCAGAUAGAAAUAACGUACGUGGUGAUCAAUCGUGGUGGCAAAAAACUUUUCUACUUCUCGUCGUUGAACUUAAAAAUACAUAUCAUAGACUUUGACUUAGAUUUCCAUGGGCAAACCCUAGACAAAACCUUGGAUGAGGCGAUCAAACAAACAAUACGUAACAAUAAGAAGGAACUGCUGGCUGCGAGCAUAGUGAAUAUAGAGAAGGCCAUUUCGAAGAAGUGUCUUGAAAUAAUGAACAACAUUGUCAAGCAUUUCACUUACGACGAACUUUUACCCGAUCGGGAAUAA
Messenger RNA from Heterotrigona itama, 1524 nucleotides. The record is from the annotation of a GenBank genome assembly. NCBI's taxonomy places the organism in Eukaryota, Metazoa, Arthropoda, Insecta, Hymenoptera, Apidae.